Molecule: messenger RNA, 960 nt
Organism: Xenopus laevis (African clawed frog)
Lineage: Eukaryota; Metazoa; Chordata; Amphibia; Anura; Pipidae
Product: claudin-16
Exons: 5
Coding region: 53-763 (236 amino acids)
Source: RefSeq, a predicted model, not a curated record
GCUUCUCAUGAUCAAUAGGUGAUGUUACAGCUUUUGUAGUAGUGGUUCUUUAAUGUGUAAACAGAUAUUUGUGUUUUGGAGUCCUCCAGACUUGAGAAUGAUUGUUGUACUGCAGUUUAUGGCUCUCUGCUUGGCUCUGGUCUCCACGUUAUUCCUGAUUGUGGCCACUUGGACGGACUGCUGGAUGGUUAAUGCCGAUGACAGCUUAGAGGUCAGUCAGAAAUGUCGUGGUCUGUGGUGGGAAUGCGUGACCAAUACCCAGGAUGGAAUAAAAACAUGUGACCAAUACGAUUCUAUUUUAGCGGAGCACCCGUUGAAAAUAGUACUUACAAGAGCCCUGAUGAUCACAGCGGAUAUACUGGCAAGCUUCGCUCUAAUCAUACUGGUUCUAGGUCUCGAUGCUGUAAAGUUCCUAAGAUCAGAGCCGCACAUCAAGCUACGCAUGUGUUACAUGGCUGGGUUCAUUUUUGGCAUUGGAGGUAUCCCAGGAAUGAUCGGUUCGGUGUGGUAUGCAGUCGAUGUCUAUGUUGAGAGGGCGACCCUUGUAUUACAGAAUGUAUUUCUUGGGAUUCAUUAUGAAUUUGGCUGGUCUUGCUGGCUGGGCAUGGCUGGUUCUACUGGCUGUUUUCUGGCUUCAAUAGUUCUUACUUGCUGUCUUUAUAUCUUUAGAGAUCUUGGAUCAUAUUCAAGGAACCAACGAUCCAUUUAUAAAUAUGGAAGAACUGCGACUGGCAAAAUGUAUGCCAUGGACUCCAGAGUGUAAGCCGUGAGAAAGAAAAGCUGAUCAUCUGCACUAAGUCUUCUAAUGCAAACCUCCAACUUGUGUGUAUGUGUAUAUUUAUGUAUAUAUAGAUAUGCAAUACCAGAUGUGUACAAGUUGAAGGGUGUAAAUACAGAAGUUGUGGUUGUCUGUAUAGUUGUCUUUUAUAGAGACUUGAUGUGAAAGGUCGUUAAUAUUGU